CUCUCCGGCGCUUGGACAGUGGAAUUAUGAGCAGAGCUGACCCAGCCUCUAUCACCCUGUCCUGAAUCCGCGUACUGUUCCACACCGAGAGACAUUAACAACCCGCCAUGGAGCUUGGUGUCCGCAUCGUCUUGGCUUUCCUCGUCCACCAGGUUGCUCCUGUGGGGGGCCAAAAGGAUGGAGGCCAUGAGGGCUGUGUACCUGGCUUCCAGGUCAAACAAUACCAGGUGGCGUUCAGCGGACCUUUCCGGAAAGGCCAGCCGCUCAUACAAGUCGAGUUCGACGACUGCGCGGCUAACGAAGAUGUGACGUUUGAGGUGUCGGACCCCAGCUUCCAGGUGGACGGGGAUUUGAAUCUGGUUCCACAUCAAGACGUCCCGUACAGCGGGCCGGUCCUCUUCAUCCAUGGGGUCAGUGCACAUGCAGACGACGUGGCAGAGGUGGAAAUCUCUGGACUGCCGGUCCAGUCACUGCACACGCUCAGGAAAAUCCUGGGUCUUGGCCAAACGCUGCCAUACAGACACAAGAGAUCCCUGCUGGUCCCUCCUAUGAUCGUAACCGAGAACCAGAGAGCUCCUUUCCCCAGGCUCAUUGGCAAGUCUCAUGUGAUUUUAACAGAGAAGUCAGGGAACCACAUCUUCCGACUGACAGGCCCCGGUGCUGACCAGGAUCCCAAAGGUCUCUUCAUCAUUGACAUCGACACAGGAGAGGUGUCAGUCAGCCGUUCACUAGACCGGGAGGCCAUUGACUCUUACAAGUUGGAUGUAUCAACCACAGACUUCGCUGGAAACCUUGUGGAUGGUCCCACCUUACUACUGAUCACUGUCAUCGACCAAAAUGACAACCGGCCCAUCUUCAAAGAGACGAGAUACUCUGGAGAGGUGCUGGAGGGAUCUCCCACAGGGACCACGGUGAUGAGGAUGACUGCAUUUGAUGCAGACGACCCUGCCACAGAUAACGCAGCGCUGCGAUACAACAUCGUCCGGCAGUCACCUGACAAACCGUCCCCGAACAUGUUCUACAUCGACGCAGAAAAAGGCGACAUUGUCACCGUCAUCUCUCCAACGUUACUUGACAGAGAGACGCUGCCGACCACAACAUACGAGUUAGAGAUCGUGGCUAAGGACAUGGCAGGAAGUGAAGUUGGCCUAACGGGAACAGCAACAGCUACAAUCACCAUCACGGACAAGAACGACCACGCCCCUGAAUUCACACAUCCGCUGUUUGAAGCGUCUGUGUACGAGGGUUCGACGGGGGUGGUGGUCAACCUCACAGUGGACGACAGAGACGAUCCUGCGACGGAGGCUUGGAGGGCCAUCUACUCUAUCAUUAACGGAGAUCCUACGCACAGCUUUGAGAUCCAAACCAAUCCAGACAAUAACGAGGGAAUGCUGUCUGUUGUCAAGCCUCUGGACUACGAGGCCACAGCGUUUCACACGCUACUCAUCAAAGUAGAGAACGAGGACCCCUUGGUUCCCGAUGUCGGCUACGGCCCCAGCUCCACAGCCACCGUCCACGUCACUGUUCUGGAUGUCAACGAGGGCCCCGUCUUCUUCCCCGAUCCCCUGAUAGUCACCAGGAUGGAAAACACCCCUGUGGGCAGCUUCGUGGCCUCACUCAACGCUACAGAUCCAGACAUAUUGCAGAUCCAGAGCAUCAGGUAUGCUGUUCUGAGAGACCCAGCAGGCUGGCUGAGUGUGAACCCAGUCAGAGGAACUGUCAACACUUCAGCCUCGCUGGACCGAGAGUCUCCGUAUGUCCAUGACAACAAGUACACAGCUGUCUUCAUCGCCACAGACAACGGAAACCCUGCAGCCACAGGGACUGGCACAUUGAUUAUCUACCUGGAAGACUACAAUGACAACGCCCCCUACGUUGUCCCAUCGGUAGCACAAGUAUGUGAAGAUGCCCAUGAUUUGAGGGUGGUCACAGUUGGGGGACGGGACGAGGACCUUCCACCCAAUGGAGCACCCUUUAAGAUAGAGCUGGGGAAACAGCCGGGUCUGGAUAAAACAUGGAAAGUUGCCAGAGUCAACUCCACACACUCCCACAUCAUUCUUUUGCACAGUCUGAAGAAAGCCAACUACCAGCUUCCGUUGCUCAUCACCGACUCAGGGGUUCCCCCUUUGUCCAACAGCACAGAGGUCAAAGUUCAGGUGUGCGUCUGUAAGAAGAACAAGAUGCACUGCAGCUCGGCCCACUCCCACCCCUACAGCCUUGUGGUGCUGCUCGCGACACUCCUGCUUACCCUACUCUGCCUGUAGAUUCUGCUGAAACCUCUUCUAGUCCUUUUCGCAACACUGAAAAGCAACGACUUGUCUCCCCCUCGCAACCCAGGCUUAGGAGAGAAGAAGAAGAUGAUGAUGAUGAUGAUGAUGAAAAAGAAGAAGAAGCGAGAAGACGUCUUCUCACCACGACAAAUCAAACAAGAAAAUACACGCAAUCCCCCUCCGGCGAGAUCGCCGAACAAAACACCGCUCUGUGUUUCACUGUCUCACUUUAUCCUCUCGCCACUCAUGUGCUUCUCUUCAUCUUUUCUUUUCUUUUCGCACCCGUCAUGCCCGACGUCAGUCUUGUUUCCCCUCAUCUCUUUUUACCCUAUUUUGACGUUUUUCCUCGGUCUGUCUCUCCUCUCUUCAACCUCUCCGCCCGUCAUUGAUUAUUCCCUUUUGGACGCAUCAUUACACAGGCAGACAAACACUGGGUGUCAGCAGCGUUCAGUGCAACAUCCCACCUCCGUAGGAGAUACUUGAAACAACGUGUAUAUUGAUAUUGUAACAAAACAAAAGUUGUAAAUCUGUCUCAUGUUCAAAACACCAGUUUUUCUGAAUCUUCUCACCCCAUUUCCAGUGUUCUUUUUUUCUCCUCCUUCCCUCUUUUUUCAUCAUAACUACCUCUCUUUCUCUGCCCCGUCAUUCAUGUCGUCCCACUCCAAGAGUAGACAUCGUCCCCACCAUCUUUCUGCCUCUCCGUCCCCGUCUCCCCCGUCUCUUUAUCGACUGCUCUCUGUCUCUCGGUGGGCCAGGAAAAUACUGCGGAGGCUGAGCUACGGUCCUGGUCGGGGAAGAGCAUCAACUUUUGAUGUGUUCUUUUCUUCUCUCGUCACAGACUGUGUUUGAUCUCGUUUCCCUCUUUAAGUGGAAAGAACAGUCUGUUUUCUUUGUCUGCAGUGGUUGUGGUCUUUUAGGACAAGGUGGUAGCCAUAAGCCUUCAAAAGUCUGAAACUCUCCGGAGUCGUUUCUUCGAUUUGCUUCUGUUUUUAUUGCAUUAGUUGUCAUGGAGUUGAAAACAGUAUAUCUUUAUAGUAACGGUGUAACCCCCCCCCAAAAAAAAAUUACUAUUAUAUAAAAAUUUUAUUUUUUACCAUUGUAUAAAUAUACAGUAAUGAUUAACUUAUGUACUUUGAUUGCAAGUUCUUUGGUCACCAACACAGUUAGUAAAUAAAAAAGAAGAACCCUUUUCUGUGGAUUUUAGGCAAAUAUUUCUAAUGCUAUUGAUGUGUUGACUAUUUUAUUGUAACAUGUUAUAUUUUUCUUAUGUUUGGUUGUUUUUUUACUUUUAAACCUGUGAGACCAUGUUACUUGAGUCUGUUUUUGAUGACUUCAACGUGUUUAGGUUCGAUUUUUGUCUCCCAUCGGUUCUGCCCUCUCCUGUUCUCGCUCUAUCGCUCAUUACAAGAAGAUGUGUAAGAAGAAAACAAAGGCUGUGGUUUUGGUGGAUAGUCUCGCUUUUUUCUCUAGCGCUCAUGUGGAAGACCACCUUAAAGAAAAAUUGACAUUUUGAAUGAGUUACGUCUGUCUUUUGCACUAAUUUAAUAAAGCCGUUACUGAAAAUUCCCA
This is a messenger RNA of Paralichthys olivaceus (Japanese flounder), 3839 nucleotides long. RefSeq names its product cadherin 13, H-cadherin (heart) (gene cdh13). The record is from RefSeq and is a predicted model, not a curated record. Gene Ontology annotation, cellular component: plasma membrane; catenin complex; adherens junction. NCBI's taxonomy places the organism in Eukaryota, Metazoa, Chordata, Actinopteri, Pleuronectiformes, Paralichthyidae. Gene Ontology annotation, molecular function: cadherin binding; calcium ion binding. Gene Ontology annotation, biological process: multicellular organism development; adherens junction organization; cell morphogenesis.